GUGAUUAGCUGGCUUACCAGUUUUCCAACAGGUUGUGUCAACGUUAUCCUUUUCCAAAACGUGCCAAAAUAAGAAAUUUAAAUUUUUAAUAUCUAUUUAAACGAGCUGGUUUGGAUUAACAGCAAAGGAUUGUUUCGCGAGUUAAGAUGGAUACUUGACGCUUUUAAGCCAUAAGAAAAACACGUUUAUAUUCUCUCCUACUGUGAUUCUCCAUUUGAAAUGAUAUGUACGUACGUCGAUUCAAACGAAGGGAAGACCAAAGCAGUUAUUGGCCGGUCACAGUCCCUGCAUGUCAUUAUUUCCCAACAAAAGUUCAAACUCUUCUGUUUGAAAAGACAUUCACUACUUCAUCUUGCUUAGGAAAGAGCUGACGAGGGACCUGUUCAAAGGAGAUAGUAAGUUGUGUAAAAUUCUGUAAAAAUGCUUAGAAUUUUGCCAUUUGUACAUGUCAGUGUUACAGAUGAUAUGACGCUUUUUAGAAGCUGGCGUUUCGGACAGAUAUAAGACUUUCAUAUAAGCGGGGAAUAUAUUUUAACGCGAAAAGCCUUACAAACGCGAAUUAUAUGCGUUCAGCUUCUAAAGAUAUGGAGAUAAUCAUUUUUUAGUGAUUUCAUUCACAAGGCACACGUCAGAUGUCAUGCACACAAUUUCAGUCAUACUUUACGCUAACAGCAACGGUACGCGGUUUUCUUGAACUUAACACAGUUCGCCGAGUGACCGAGAAAAUCCAUAGACAACUUUGAUAUAAUUCGUAUGCUAGGUUGCUUGAAGACGUUGAAUUUUCUUUCUAGGGUACAAGUUACAAUUAGUAAACAGAAUUUAUCUGAACUGACGUCUCUGUUCUCCCAGUCUGGGGGACAUCUCCAUCGCCAAUUUAAAGUAGGUUAAGUGAUAUAAUCUAAACACGAGCACCAGGAUGCAUACCUAUUUUUAUUGACCAACCGUGAGGUCCAGAUGUAACACUGAAAUAUAUAUUGUUCUUGUUCUUUUUUUGUUCAUGCGCGGAGCGUGCACGUACAGUCGAACUGAAAACCACUGGAAUAGUUAGACAAAUUAAUUAGACAUGAUUCGAUUCCCCUGGACUCUGCAUGGAGCAAAAGAGAAAAAAAGAUUACAACGAUUCUUCCCGCCAGGACCACAAUAGGGAGAGAAAUAAAUAGUUUAAUUACAGCUGCUUUGGCAACUUCCAGCUGAUCUCUUGUCAUUUCUUAUCACAAAAUUGUAAUGUGAAAACAUUUCUAGUAGAGGCCUUGUAAACAGACGGAAAUCAGCACAUAAUGUACCAAUUAAAGAGAUCAAAGGAUGGCAAAUUAGAAGUUGUGUAUUAUUUCUUCCUCAUUUGUUCUCCUUGGGGAGCAACGCGUUUCCAGGCAACGAAAAGGGAGGCAGAGGGGAGAGAGCCUGGGAAAGAUGUUGCUUUUCAAUUUGGAUUUUGCUUUAAAACCGGAAGUAAAGAAACAUUAGUUAAUAGAGGCAGUCUGAGUCACGUGUUGCUUGUCAUGUACAAAAGCACUAAGACUAAUGGGGUCGGUAAAUAUCCUUAAGUAAAUAAUUUCUUGUUUUGUCCAUUUUUUAGACUGUUUUCUCAGAACUUGACGGGAGAGCAGUGAAUUGAACAUGCCUCAUCUUAAAGUGAAUGUGAAUGGAAAGAGGUACACUUUAUCUGGCCUGACUCGGAGAACUUGCAGCAAACAGAUCCUAUGCGCAUUGGCCAAAGUUGACGCUGAACUGCAAGCCACUCAAGCGUUCAGAAGCGAACUGCAAAAGGAUACGGCAUCAGGCUCUGGUCUUGAAGAACAAUGCAGCAGACCAAGGAAAGCUCGAGAGUUGAAGAAAAAACUGAGGAGAGAGGAGAAAUGCUCCACUCAUAAGGAGGCAGAGGUGAAAGGAAAAAAUGGAAAGAAAAGUACGGGCCGUAAAACGCGUUCGACAAAUUUAAAAAAGAGCGUGGAAUUGGACAGUAAAGGAAUUCAAACUUCUUGUGGAAUGCUUGAAGCAUUAGAAACAGUUGCCGAGAGUCAACAAAGUUGUUUACCAUCGCAACAUGAGGAAAAGGACUUGAAAGGCGAUGUCGUUGAGAAAUGUUUACCGACCUCAGAGAAUUUAGAGAGAAGUACUUGUGGACACGAAGCCAAACAAGCAGAUAACAAGGGAGCUAGCGUUGAAGAUCAGGCUAAAGAUACUGACCACGAUACAGGAAUUAGCGAGUUACAUUCAGACAGUUCUUUUGAGCUCAACCAAAUGUUACACAAGACGGAAAAGAACGACGUUGGCGAGAGCUCGCAAGAGAAAAAUAUAAACCGCGUAUCACCUGUUACAAUAAAAUGCGCGUCUACGAACACAGAUCCCAUGGAGCCAGUUGACACCACGGACCCGCGCAUGCCAGAAAGUGAGACAUCGAAUUCCCUAGACGAUGGUUUCAUCGUGGCUCAGCUGAUUGGCAGCGAAACCGACGUUGAAACAGACGACGAAUGCACGUGCGUUUAUAUUGAUUCAGGGUCGGAGGAACUUCGAGAGGAAAUCGAAAAGGUUCGUGGUGACUUAAACUUAACAGAGGCGAAAUUGAUUGAGCAAAAUAAAACAAUCGAGACCUUGAAUUGUUUAAUUGGCGCAGAAGAGAUCAACCUGACGGAAUUUUCCAUAACUGCUGACGUCACUGCUGACGUAAACAAACGAAUCGACGAACUCAAACAAUCGAUAAAAUUUAGUAAUCAGUUGUACGAUUAUCAAAAGCUGGAGACGGAAGCUAAUGCACUGGAACUAGACAGGGUUGAAUCCCAAAUAAGGAGAAAGAGAUGGCACGUAGAGUCCCUUUUGAAAGAACUGCACAGCGCGCGGAAAAACUCUCCCAAGGGGGUUGGACAGGGGAGGAGUGUUGACUACUCGAGGGAGGGUACUCUAGUUUAAGACAUUGACAGCAUUUUGAUAUCAGUAUUCAAUUUUGUUACAGUUACAUUUAUAGUCACCCCCAAGUUUCGUUUUCAAGUUAGGUGUCUUUGAGCGAAAAUAUCACUGGCAUUUAAUAAUCUUUAUUCACUGUUCAAGUUUAUUCCACCAUUUGGUGACAUCUGUCGGUCCCUAGCAGAAAAAGAAGCAAACUCUUCUAAAAAAGAUCAUAAAAUAGAAUACACAAGAACACUAGUGUAUAUUGAGAUCAUGACAUAUAGUUACAAUGCGACCAGAAUUAAGUACUCAUUGUGCAUUACAUGAACUAAACUUUCUAGUGCUGUACGACCCAUAAAUAAACAUUUUACAAGUUACUUGUCCCUGUACAUGUCAGUACACGAACUAAGCCCUACGCGCGAGUCCGCAUACCGAAUAAAAACAAAAAACCAUGGAUAUAUGUUCAUUUAGCGUCAUAUUACCGAAGUUGUUUCUCAGCGACGGAGGCGAAACAUAUAGUAGCGUGAAGUUAUGAGAAGCUGCACCGGAUGUAGGAUGUUACGGCAGGAUACAAGCCGAAAUUCCAUGUGCUUUCCAUCUUUCCUUCAUCGAGGUUCGUUAUAAUACUGAGAUCAAUUCACGGCUAAUCUCUGUUAUUACAGAUUCAUGCACCUCAAAGCUUUAGUUCUCUUUCAGUGAAUCAGUUGUACACCUGCAUAGUUAUGUCAAAAAUAUUUAUAUAUCUUUUCAUUGCUUACUUUCUGAACAAAUGCAUACGCUGCAAUUUUUCGUAUAACACGGCCAGUAGAGGUUUAAUGUUUACAGUUACCUUCCUAAAAUGUGUCAGCUACCCUUGUGAAGACGCAAUUGCUUUAUGGUGAGCGCGCUGAUCUCCGGAUCGUGUGGUCCGGGUUCGAGCCCUGGCUGGAGACAUUGUGUUGUGUUCUUGGGCAAGACACUUAACUCCCACAGUGCUUUUCUCCACUCAGUUGUAUAAAUGGGUACCGGUUAAUUUAAUGCUGGGGGUAACCCUGCAGUGGACUAGCAUCCCAUCCAGGGGGAUGUAGAAAUACUCCUUGUCGCUUCAUGCUACUUUACCGUUACGUCACUCAUAAAAUCCUAAUCCAGUAGGCGUGGGUGCAUGCGCACAACUUUGGAGAAGAAGAAAGCGAUCCCACUGUUGCAACGUUACGGGAAACUUGCGCGCAACGGUGUUUGUGGCCGGAGUAGCACGCAGUGGAAUUUACACAUUGUGCGCAAUACUAUAUUGCGUGCCUGCAUCUUAAAGAUUUUCCUAAAAAUGGCAUCUUGAAAACAUUCGUUGUGUUUCAUUAAGUCUCUAUGGAAACAUGGUAUAAAAUAUAUCUCUAGCUUUUAUUUCUCAACAGAAACAGAAACAUAAGUUUACCCCAAAAACGUCAGCGUUUCCAAAGUAUGGGAACACAAGUAAAGGUUUGGAAAACUCUUAACACCGAAAGAAAGUUUAUCCUAAGAUUAGUGUCUCCACAGCGCCCUUUUAAACAUCCACUUAACUCGCCGAACUCUAUGAAAAGAUAGAACCGUUAUCUAUUGAUUUAUUGACCGCUGAAACAAAUGCUUGGCAAAUUUGAAUAACAAAAACAAAAUUAACAUCUUAAAAUUCCCAUAUAACCUUAUGACUUUGGCAUAUCUUUGCUUCGCGGGUACGAAAUUGGCACGAAGAAAUACAAGAUCCGGAACAAUUAUCAGUUGCAAGCAGGAGGUAAGUAGGUUUUUCUGCUUGUCUUUCCUCGUAAUUCAGGCAAACUGACAUAUCUUUUAAACAGCGUUGCAGCAGUAUGGAUGUCUGUUCAAUCGAACCACAUAAGCAGAUAAGACGGUAUCAAGCACCGAUUUGAAAUCAUUGCAAAUCAGUUAUAAUGUACACCUUGUUUGUUUACGUUGUAGCGUGAAAAACAAGUCUUUGUGCUUUUUUAUUAGUACAAAUUUGAUAAUCAUCUUAAGUGAAAGCGUUUUCUGUUAAGAACGUUAAAACGUAAGUUCUCAGCUUCCAGUCUAAAGCCUUUUAAAAACUAAAAUGUAAAAGCGCGAGAUAAAACAUAAUUCUCGCGCUUUUACAUUUUAGUUUUUAAAGGCU
Messenger RNA from Orbicella faveolata, 4999 nucleotides. RefSeq lists its product as uncharacterized. The record is from RefSeq and is a predicted model, not a curated record. NCBI's taxonomy places the organism in Eukaryota, Metazoa, Cnidaria, Anthozoa, Scleractinia, Merulinidae.